Lepidothrix coronata (blue-crowned manakin) is the source of this 769-nucleotide messenger RNA. RefSeq lists its product as uncharacterized. The annotation marks the transcript as partial. The transcript is spliced from 2 exons. NCBI's taxonomy places the organism in Eukaryota, Metazoa, Chordata, Aves, Passeriformes, Pipridae. The record is from RefSeq and is a predicted model, not a curated record.
UCCUGCAGAGGUUGCUGAAAAUCAUGCGCAUUCGGCGUAGAACACCCAGGACCACAGCACCUGAGCUCGUGUCAGAGCCUGACACCAGGCCAGCUGAGCUCAAGGAGAAGCCUGAGGGCAGCACCACGCUGAUCGAUCGCAUGGCAACCUCUGGCACCGCUGUGACCGAGGACACGGCCAACCCUGACACCGCACUGGCCGAUCUCACCACAAAGGAUGACACAGAACCCACUCAUUGCCCAGCAAAGCCUGACAUCGCUUUGGCUGAAGACACAACCGGCUCUGACACCGCAGCCACUGAUGUCAUGGCCAAGGCCGACAUGGCGCCGAUGCCGAUCGAUGGAACAUCACACUCUGAUGUGGCACCGAUGGACGGCACAGCAAAGCCCGACACCGCUUUGGCUGGUGACACAACCGGCUCCAACACUGAUCUCGUGGCACAGGCUGACAUCACACUGAUGCCAACUGAGGGUACAGCAAGCUCUGCUGAGGCACCGAUGGAUGACGCAGCAAACCCUGAGACUGCCAUGACCAACGCUGAAACCACAACAAGUGAUCUCAUGGCAGAGGGUGACGCCACGAGUGAGGGCAUCGGAAACGCUGACACCACGCCAGCUGAGAGUGUGACCGAUGCUCCCAAUCUGCAGUUUUUGGAGAGGAAAGGUGUCUCCAGCUGGAAGCCAGUGCCAGCCAUCGUUUGGUCCAUCCACCACGACCUCACGUUCCACGUGUCUCCUCACACUGACAUCUGCAGGCUCGCUGAGGCACA